Messenger RNA from Archocentrus centrarchus (flier cichlid), 1877 nucleotides. It is a transcript of the gene setd7, whose product is annotated as SET domain containing 7, histone lysine methyltransferase. Gene Ontology annotation, molecular function: protein binding; chromatin binding; histone H3K4 monomethyltransferase activity. The transcript is spliced from 8 exons. NCBI's taxonomy places the organism in Eukaryota, Metazoa, Chordata, Actinopteri, Cichliformes, Cichlidae. Gene Ontology annotation, cellular component: chromosome; nucleus. Bases 34 to 1203 code for a protein of 389 amino acids. Gene Ontology annotation, biological process: regulation of DNA-templated transcription; heterochromatin organization; peptidyl-lysine monomethylation. The record is from RefSeq and is a predicted model, not a curated record.
GCCGGUUGUCAUGUCGUCCCCAAACGACGCCCCAUGGGUCGCAGGAAAAGCAGUGAAAGCCGUGGUGUGGUCACAGCAGUCUCCUGCAGCAUGGACAGCGAUGAUGAAAAUGUAGAAGAGGUCGUAGAAGGUCCACUGGAUGAAGACAGUCAGCCCCAUGGUUUCUGCACAGUGACCUACUCAUCCAGUGAUCGCUUUGAAGGGCAUUUCACCCACGGAGAAAAAAAUGGCAAGGGCAAGUUCUUCUUCUUUGAUGGAAGCACUUUAGAGGGUUUCUAUGUAGAUGAUGCUCUGCAGGGCCAGGGAGUGUACACUUAUGAAGAUGGGGGUGUCCUCAACGGGACAUAUAUGGACGGAGAGCUCAAUGGGCCUGCUCAGGAGUUCGACGGAGAGGGUCACCUGGUGUUCAAGGGCCAGUACAAAGACAACAACCGCUGUGGGGAAUGCUGGGUCUACUACCCUGAUAGAGGCUGUGUGUUUGGUGAGGUAAACGAGGACGGGGAAAUGACUGGUGACUCCGUAGCAUAUAUCUACCCUGACGGUUGCACGGCUCUCUAUGGAAGCUUUGUGGACGGGGAGCUAAUCGAGGCUCGACUCGCUGCUGUGAUUUCCAACCAGACUGGAAGACCACGCUUUGACAUCAGCCCCAAUAGUCCUGUGUACUCAUAUGACAAGUCUACAUCCACCUGCAUCGCCACCCACGCUCUGCUCCCUGAUCCCUAUGAGAGUCAAAGGGUGUUUGUGGCAGACUCUACAAUCAAAGGAGCAGGACAGGGCCUGUUCGCCAAGACUGAUGCUGAGGCCAACACUGUGAUGGCUUUUUAUAAUGGAGUACGCAUCACGCACACUGAGGUGGACAGCAGGGACUGGGCGCUGAAUGGAAACACAAUUUCACUGGAUGAGGAUACUGUGAUCGAUGUCCCUCGGCCAUUUGACCAGACAGAGAGAUACUGUGCCUCUCUGGGUCAUAAAGCAAACCACUCCUUCACCCCCAACUGCAAAUAUGACCCGUUCGUCCAUCCUCGUUUUGGGCCAAUCAAGUGCAUCCGAACCUUGAGGGCUGUGGAGAAAGACGAGGAGCUAACAGUCGCCUACGGUUACGAUCACCAGCCGACGGGAAAGAACGGCCCAGAGGCUCCUGAUUGGUACAAGCAAGAGCUAGAGGCAUUUGAGCGGAGCGGGGCGUCUGUUCCCGGCCAGUGAGAAUGCAGAUGAAUACCUCUGGACAACAAAACAAAAAAAACCCCCACUCCCCCCUACCUGUGCUACCACCUUACAAGACUGCUGGAGCAUUGUGGAAAUUGAUAUUACGUAAAUAUUUGGGAAGUUCCUAAGUUUCAUAUAGUAUUCAAAUGGAAAACUGCUUGAGCAAUUCAGGAUGAAUGUAGGUCUCGAUCAGGCCAAAGCAACACAAGAACUAUGCAAGAAACCAAAUGAUAUUGGAGGAGACACCGCUCCGGCUGGCGUUGCUGCUCUGUCUGACAUUGCCACCAUACUCUUCAUCACAUACGCUAUCACUCAUAUGGAAGUCAAGAGUUUGUGUAAUGAUGACUUCGUUCAGUUUCCACUGUCUGUAUCCUCUUAGGUGUCACGUAGCUGCUGUUUCCCUAACAGAGCUCCACUCCAAACACCCCACAGUAUUUAUGCCAUCUGUUUUAAACUGUUCAGCUCUGCACUAAUUUACCUAUUCCAAUCCAUAAAUUUAAUAAUGUCUAACUUUACAGGUCUGUUUGCUUGGCAUACAGGAUAAACAUUACAGUGACUAAUUUAUUUAUAAGAUCUGAAACUAGUUAAGUACUGUAUUCCCUGAGCUUUGUAAAGGGCCUUUGUAAUCUAAGGACUUUGGGAGAAAAUAAUGAAGUGUGUACCCCUGGUCA